UUUAAUGCGCAUGCGUGCUUGCCACAGUCUGAGAAGGACCGAAUGACAAACUUUCAAAUGAAGACUUGAGGACGGGGUUGGGACAAGCGGUAGAACAUGGAUGGAUGGAUGGAAAUGAGGACGGAGCAGACUGAACGUACAAGAGACAUUAAAGGGGGAGGAGCCAUGGCCUGCACCAAAGUACCACUAGAUGAGCAGCAGGUGACACAAACUCAUGUUGAGGGAAAACACCGUUUACUGGCUGCUCUGCACCCCGACAGGAAGCAGGAGCGCCUCUUCGUGCCUUACAAGCCGCUGUCAGACGGCAGCUCCCCUGCUGAGGUGGAGGAGUUCUUGGAUCGUGCCAAAUUCCUGGUGGAGGACCUGGACUGGCUGCUGGCUCUGCCACACGACAGGUUUUGGUGUCAGGUGGUAUUUGACCAGUCUCUGCACAAAUGUCUGGACUCCUACCUUCUUCACGCUCCUCGCGGCCUCGACCUGACAGCCCCGCCCUCGUCCCCCGCCGCCACUGAAAUGCAACGCUCGGUUCACAGGGCCGUCUUCUUGACCUUCCUCAGGAUGGCCACUCAUAAAGAGUCAAAGGAGAACUUCAUCACACCUUCUGUGUUUGGAGAAAUCCUCUACGAGAACUUCCUGUUUGAUGUUCCUAAAAUGAUGGACCUGUGUGUGCUCUUUGGGCGGGGCAACAGUCAGCUGCUGCACAAGAUGAUAGACAACAUCUUCACGCAGCAGCCGUCCUACUACACAGACUUGGAGCAGACUGUACCCACUGUCUUACAGGUGUUUGACACCAUCAUGGACAGGUGUGGCCUGCCAUGUGACACUGCCACACAGCCCAUGAAGCUCAACGCACACAAACAGCCCACUGCAAUCAGCAUGACUCAGCAGGACUUUGUGGACAUAGUCCUCUACCUCUGUGACUCCACCAGCACUUUACACGCCUUCUUCACCAUCUUCCCUGCCGCCUGCUCCACCUUCCACUCUCACGGCUUCCUCUGCAGACUGACAGUAUUUUACGAGACCGUCGUGUCCGACCUGGAAAAGGCCCUGAGGAACAGGAACUUUCAGGAUGAAAGUCUUCAGGAGGAAGUGUGGAGAAGACUGUCUCACUCCUGUAGGAAGAUGCUGGAGAUGUCUCACCUGCUGCUGCAUCACACCUGUCUCACUCCCAUCUUGGAGGGGGCAGAAAACUCGUCAACGUUUGCAGAGGAACUUCUUCAACAUUUCACUUCCUUUCUGUCAGAGAAAAGGUUCCUGACAGACUACGACCAGCUCUUUCCCAUGGCAGACCAGGUCCGUCUACUGCAGCAAGCACUUCCUGUCUUAGACGAGACCAGGACGUCCUACCUACUGCAGGGCGUCCAGAGCGCCUGGGACAGCCUGGGCAGGCGCAAGACCGCCUCCUCCUCGCCGCCUGCCAGUCAGGGAGCAGUGGGCGGGGCUUCACCCUCAGCUCUGCAAGUGCCAAGAGAGAGCCCGAGGGGUGCGGACGCCCCGCCUGAAGGAAGUAACGGAGCGUGGUGUCCUCUGAGUGAGGCGGAGCUGGACUCUCUGCUGUCCUGCAUCAGAGACCUGCUGCCGGACUUGGGAGAUGGCUUCCUGCUGGCGUGUCUGCAGGAGUACCACUACGACUGUGAGAGGGUCAUCAACAACAUCCUGGAGGACACGCUCAGUCCUGGCCUGGACACGCUGGACCGAGCCACGCCCAGGCCCGUCAAGCCAGCGCUACCUGCCGUCCUGAGCAGCCGCUCCAACGUCUUUGACGACGACCACUUUGACGUCUUCCGCAGGGACCAGGUGGACAUGUCCCGCGUCUCAAAGGGCAGGAGGAAGCAGCAGGAGGAGGAUGCAAGGCAGCUGGUGGACAACAAGCAGCAUGUGUCAGAGCAGAGAGAGCGUUACCAUGCCUACCAGACGGUGGUGGAGGUGCAGCCAGGAGACUACGAUGACGAGUAUGACGACACGUACGACAUGAACCAAGUGGGAGCCAACGACCUGGACGGAGACAGCCUGCUCAACAGGAGGCCCUUCACUGUCCCCAGGGUCUUGGAAGGAGGGAGCAGAGCCCAUGAUGAAGAGGAGGAGGAGGAGGAGGAAGACAUCAUGCAGAGCAAGAACCCAGACCACUUUGUUCAGGACCCGGCACUGCUGAGGGAGCGAGCUGAGGCCAGACGUGCCAUGCAGCAGAGGAGAGGCAUGCGUCCAGACCACCUGCAGGGACGUCCCAAAGGCCAAGGCCAGACUCUGGAGACGUUCCUGGACCGCCGCAAGAAGGAAGCCAACAAGAGUCGCGGCGCCAACCACAACCGUCGCAACAUGGCCGACCGCAAGAGGAACAAAGGUAUGAUCCCGUCCUGAUGCUGGCCACCCUGAAGGACUGUGUGACCAGGUGACAAAGAAGUGAGGUCAUGUGACCUGGUCAGUAGUUUUGUAGCCCUUCCAAUAAACACUUCAAUCAUCCUCUUCAAACAAUCCACCACAGCCUCAUGGAAUGAUUCAUCACCCCAUAAUGUUUUUUACACAUGUUGUCACAUUUAUUCCAAAUAAAAGUAUGACACCUA
This is a messenger RNA of Entelurus aequoreus (snake pipefish), 2561 nucleotides long. RefSeq names its product activating signal cointegrator 1 complex subunit 2 (gene ascc2). Gene Ontology annotation, molecular function: ubiquitin binding. Bases 97 to 2358 code for a protein of 753 amino acids. The record is from RefSeq and is a predicted model, not a curated record. The transcript is spliced from 19 exons. NCBI's taxonomy places the organism in Eukaryota, Metazoa, Chordata, Actinopteri, Syngnathiformes, Syngnathidae. Gene Ontology annotation, biological process: regulation of DNA-templated transcription.